CCCAGGUCAAAUUGCCGAGGUACUAAAGUUAUAAGUAUGAACACCCUUCUCUUUCUCUAGAGCACUGUGUAAUGAUUAACAAAUAUUCAUUCUCUAUACCCUAAACUGCUACUUCUAUUAGGGAGCAAUGGCAAUAGACAAUAAGCGAAGGUCUGUGCUAAUUACAGGUUGCUCCCCUGGUGGGAUAGGAAAUGCGCUCGCGCUCGAAUUCUAUCGGCAAGGUUUACGCGUGUUCGCGACAGCGAGAGAUGCUGGAGCACUUGAAAAUUUGGCGGCUCUCGGUAUUGAAACAUUGAGCCUUAUCGUAGAUGACCCAGAGAGCGUUCAGUCAUGCUAUGUAGAAGUACGAGAAAGGCUUGGCGGCAAAGGACUGGAUUAUUUGGUCAAUAAUGCGGGACGAAACUAUACUGUUCCUGCCAUGGAGGUAGACCUCGCCGAGGCUCGUGCGACCUUUGAGACGAACUUAUUCUCAGUUAUCAACAUCUGCCAAACAUUUCUGCCCCUACUCAAGAAAGCUCGGGGUACUAUCGUUCAGAUUGGUUCUAUCGCCGGUAUUAUCCCAUACGUUUUUGGAUCGGUGUACAAUGCCUCAAAAGCUGCGUUACAUUCAUUCAGUGACACUCUCAGGGUAGAACUAGCUCCUUUUGGUGUGAAUGUGACAACAAUUAUUACUGGGGGUGUGCAAUCUCGUAUUGCUCGUGUGAAACGUACCUUGGCAUCUAAUUCCUUGUAUGCUCCGAUUGAGGAUGAGUAUAACCGUCGAGUGACGCACAGCCAGGACGGUGCAAUGCCACACACCGCAUACGCAAGGAGCGUUGUUGCACAGAUUUUGUAUGGCUCGGCACCAUGGCGUUGGUUAUGGCCAUGGGCUCAAGGCCGCAAGAGCUGGAUAUGGGAAGGCAACAAGAGCUGGAUUAUUUGGUUCCUCUCUGGAGGUUGGGCUUGGACUGGCAUUUUCCACUACGCAUUGGCGCGAAUGUUCAAACUCUAUAAGUUGAGGGAGUUGCGUGGAAAAUGAAAAUCAAGAUCUUUUUUCUUCUUUCCUUUUCUUGACAUGAUUCGCUUCCACCUACAUAUUCGACACCAAAAUAGUAUCCAAGUCGGAGACCCUGUUCCCCGGCAGCAGCAGACCGAAAAAAAGUCAUGCAAAGGAGCCUUGUACGGUACUAAUUCGUAUAUCUAUCCCAAAUAGCGCGACAAACAAGUACCAGAAAUAGUAGGCGUUACAGCCGUUUGAAUUAUUUGCCGGUUAGCAAAUGCAAAUAACGUUGACACGGAGAAUAUGAAUGUUUCGAUAGGGAUAGGGUCUAGCACAUUUAUAG
Molecule: messenger RNA, 1322 nt
Organism: Aspergillus alliaceus
Lineage: Eukaryota; Fungi; Ascomycota; Eurotiomycetes; Eurotiales; Aspergillaceae
Product: SDR family oxidoreductase
Exons: 6
Coding region: 128-1018 (296 amino acids)
Biological process (GO): triglyceride catabolic process; phosphatidic acid biosynthetic process
Cellular component (GO): endoplasmic reticulum; lipid droplet
Molecular function (GO): triacylglycerol lipase activity; acylglycerone-phosphate reductase (NADP+) activity
Source: RefSeq, a predicted model, not a curated record